AUGAGAGAAGUUAUUUCACUUCACGUCGGUCAAGCUGGUGUCCAGAUUGGUAAUGCCUGUUGGGAAUUGUAUUGUCAUGAGCAUGGCAUCCAACCUGAUGGACGUUUCCCUGAAGGUACCCAUGUCGAUGAUCAUCACUUCUUCUCUGAGACUGAAGGUGGUAAGCACGUUCCUCUAAUUGAUGAGGUGCGUACUGGUGCUUAUCGUCACACUUCCAUCCUGGUAAAACAAUUGAUCAGUGGCAAGGAAGAUGCUGCAAACAAUUAUGCUCGUGGUCAUUACACUGUUGGUAAAGAAAUGGUUGAUAAUGUAUUGGACCGUAUUCGUAAGUUAGCCGAUAACUGUUCUGGUCUUCAAGGUUUCCUUGUUUUCCAUUCAUUCGGUGGUGGUACUGGUUCUGGUUUGGUUCUUUUGAUGGAACGUCUUUCAGUGGAUUACGGUAAGAAGUCCAAGCUUGAGUUCUCUGUCUACCCUGCACCUCAAUUAUCUACCUCUGUUGUUGAGCCUUAUAAUUCUAUCUUGACCACCCAUACAACUCUUGAACAUUCCGAUGUCUCCUUCAUGGUUGAUAACGAAGCUAUUUAUGAUAUCUGUCGUCGUAAUUUGGAUAUUGAACGUCCUACUUACUCCAACUUAAAUCGUUUGAUUGCUCAAGUUGUUUCUUCUAUUACUGCUUCUCUUCGUUUCGAUGGUUCUCUUAACGUUGAUUUGAAUGAAUUCCAAACCAAUUUGGCUUAUCAUGAACAAAUGUCAGUUCCCGAAAUCACCUAUUCUUGUUUCGAACCCAACAAUCAAAUGGUCAAGUGUGAUCCCCGUAACGGUAAAUAUAUGGCAUGUUGUUUGUUGUAUCGUGGUGAUGUUGUUCCCAAGGAUACCAAUGCUGCUAUCUCUGCUAUUAAGACCAAGCGUACCAUUCAAUUCGUCGAUUGGUGUCCUACUGGUUUCAAGGUUGGUAUUAAUAACCAACCUCCUACAAUUGUCCCUGGUGGUGAUUUAGCUCAAGUGCAACGUGCUGUCUGUAUGUUAUCUAACACUACUGCCAUUGCUGAAGCAUGGGCUCGUCUUGAUCAUAAGUUCGAUUUAAUGUACGCUAAGCGUGCUUUCGUUCAUUGGUAUGUCGGUGAAGGUAUGGAAGAGAUGGAAGAGAAUGAAGAAUACUAGAUAUUUUUUUUGUUUUUUUGUAUAUAUUUUAUUUAUUAACCCCCAACAACAACACACACAUAACACACACAUUUAAUUCCAAAAACAUUUUUUAUUUUCAUAUAAUAAAUUAACAAAAAAUAGCCACAAAA
Messenger RNA from Mucor mucedo, 1292 nucleotides. RefSeq names its product tubulin alpha-1 chain. The record is from RefSeq and is a predicted model, not a curated record. Gene Ontology annotation, cellular component: cytoplasm; microtubule. The transcript is spliced from 8 exons. The coding region runs from base 1 to 1161 and encodes 386 amino acids. Gene Ontology annotation, molecular function: GTP binding; structural constituent of cytoskeleton. NCBI's taxonomy places the organism in Eukaryota, Fungi, Mucoromycota, Mucoromycetes, Mucorales, Mucoraceae. Gene Ontology annotation, biological process: mitotic cell cycle; microtubule cytoskeleton organization.